This is a messenger RNA of Cinara cedri, 17209 nucleotides long. The record is from the annotation of a GenBank genome assembly. NCBI's taxonomy places the organism in Eukaryota, Metazoa, Arthropoda, Insecta, Hemiptera, Aphididae.
CGAACGACUACACACGAUACCUACGGUGUACUAUAGUUUCCGUCUAUCAUUCGGUGUUGCAUUAUCGUCGUAAAUGUAAAAUAUAAUACUAUUAUUUUUUUGUAGUUAUUCAGUUAUAAACGAAUAAAACUGCCAAAAGAACAUCGUCUCUAAAAAAAUUAAAAUUUAAAGGAUGUUUUUACAUAACAAAUCACACGCGUUGUUUAACAAUUUACCGGUUUUCAAUUUUUAGUUUUUAUUUUUAAUAUUAAAACUUAUUUGUAAUCAUCAUUUUCAAUAGUUCGAUGAUAAUAAUUCUAUACUAAUUCGUGAUUAUCAAUAAUACCUAUUAAAUUAUUCAAUCAAACUAGGUUCGGUGGAAUGCCGUCUUAUGAGACAUUGAGGUAAAACAUUUAUACCCAAAACGCCAUCAUGUCCUCUCUAUCCGUUUUGGACACUAUAUCCUUUACCAUUCUUUCUGUGAUAUUCAUUCCGUUUUUCCUAUUUUUCCUUGGCAUCGUUUUAUUUGCAUACAUUGGCAAAACACUUGGCCUACAACGAAUUUACGUCGAGUUUCUUUUAAAAGUAUUCGAGGUAAGUACCUACCACUUAAGAUAUUAAAAAUAAAUGUAUACAGCCUGAUUGUCCUUAACAUGAAUAUUAUUAUUGGCAUCAUAAUUGUUUGAGGGAGGCCCUACAAAACAUAAAUGAAUCUUCUAAUUUAGUAUUGAUAGGUAUAGUUGUAGCAUGUUUAACUCAUAAAUUUAUCAUUUCAAUUAGAGAUACUGUUUGAUAAUUGAAAAGCCACAUUUAUAUUUUUUUACUUUACACUGUAUGUAUUUUCAAAUUUGAUAAUUGAUUUGUUACAGAAAUACAUUCAUUAUUUAAUUAGUCUGGUUUUGGUAUACAAAUUGGAAUCAUUUUUAUCCCUAAUAAUAAUUGUAUCUACAACAAGUUAUAACAAUACACUUAAUAUAACAUGAUAUUAUCAUUAUGUAAUCGCUAAACUAAUGUAACAAAUAAAAAUAAUAUGUAUUAAUAAUUAUUUUAUUUAAAUGUGUCAACAUAUAACAUGUUUUACAAGGUUGUGAGAUUAUGUUUAGAUACACACAAUUUAUAAUUUUAAGCAAAAUAGUAAUUGCUGUUGAAUUACAUCUUAAUAAAAUAGAAUUCUGGUUGUUGGUGUCAUCUGAUCAAUUCCUAUGUCUUGUAGCAUCUGAAGUCACGUGUGUCUAAUUAUUAUUAUUAUAUAUUAAAAUGUUUUGAACAAGUAAAAGCACAACUAAUAUUAUUGAAGCAAAUAAUUAUUGGAGUUUCACAGUAUUAAAAUUAAUAACUAUUACAUAUGUAAUAUGUAUUCCUUAAAUCCCGUUAAAUAACUAAAGCAAAAUUGAAAAAUUAUUUCAUCCACUAAUUUUUAGAUUCUGAUGUAGUGAAAAAGUUAUUAGUUUAAACUUUUAUUAAAAUGUGUAUUUUUCAUAAAAAAUACUUUUUUAUUACUAAAAAUAAUCCUAUUUUUUCAUGCUUUACUUCAAAAGAUACAAUUUUAUCUAAGUAAGUUUUCUAAAAAUUUGACAGCAAAUGGUUUUUACAUCUGUUUUUUUAUUCUUUUGUAUUCUGGGUGAUACUUUGGCUACAAGGAAAAAAACACAACCAGUAGACAAUAAUUAUUUAAUAUUAUCAGCACAUUGAAUUCUAUGUAGAGUUUUAUUGCAAUGAAUUAUUGUUAUGUUCAAUUAUUAUAUAUCCUAUAUUUUCCCAACAUAGAAUGACCUACGCAGUACUCUACUUUAUUUUCACAAGGCGCUUAGUGACAAAAUAUCUACAUCUACAAUCAGUGACUUGUCUGCAUUUUAAAAAUAUUUUAUAGGUAGAUACUUAUUAAUUUUUGAUUAUGAGAGCAGAAUCCUAUUAAAGUAAUUAAUUUUAUCUGAGUUUAUGUUUUCAUCUGUGUAUCCUACUUGUUCCCAUAAUAUAUACAAAUUAUGUCCUGUCCUUAUUGUAAAUAAAAAAUUCAUCAUAGUAUACUAUAGCUUCCAUAGUCAGGUUAUCCUAUUAAAACACUAGUUGUUUGCCUUCCAUAAAUAUUUACACAAAUUACCUUCCUUCGUAAAAAAGAUAAUGAAUCAGUGGUUGUCAAAAUACACAUCAUGACCAUGGCUCAUAUUUUAAUGUGCUAAAAAGCAAUGAAAUAAGUAUGUGAAUAUGUAUGCAAUAGAAACUUCAGAAUGUGUGGUUUAUAUGUAGUAAAUAAUUAUAAUUAAAAUCAAAAUUGUUUAGUUCUAUAUUUGCUAGUACAUAUUUACCUUUUAGAUUCUGAGCAUAUUUGAAAUGUAUUGUUUUUAUUAUGAGUGUUAACUUUUUUUCUAUCUAUGAGCAACUUUUCUACCAAAAAUCACGCUCCCAUUCAUAAAAUAAUGAGAGCUUAUUUUAUUAAAUUUUAGAUCUAGUUGGUGCAAUGGGGGUCAUUUAUUUGAUUUUCAUAAUAGUUAAGAAAAACAAACAAAUGUUUAAGGUGUGUGAAUUUUUUUCAUCAGAAAUCUUGAAACAAGAUUUGAAGAGUAGCAAACCUUGUUGAAAAGAAUUUUUUUUUUAUUAGUAACUAAAAAGGUUAUUUUGAUUUCCCGAACAACUUUCACAGUAAUUGUGAUAAACUUAUAAAUUAAGAACUGACAAAUGUGCAAUGUUAACAAUUUCAUUAUUUCUAAUGGUUUCAAUUUGAAUUUUUUACAAGAUAUCUUCAAUAUAAAUCAAGAUAAUUCAAAUUUGUUUUCAGAAAGAAUUUUAUUUAGUUGGUUUUUGAUUUUCUAUGCAGAUUUCUUAAUAAUUGGAAAAAACUUAUUUGUUUAUUUGUAGGUAUUAUAUAAAUAAAAUUGUUUGACAAUUGAAAAAAUAGAAAUACUUAAAAAUUGAACAGGAAGUUUAUUAUUUGUUGUAGGUACUUAUUAGUAAAAAAAACAAAGUUGAGCAUAAUAUAAUAUUUUUUUUUAUCUGUUUUUAAACAACAAAUUUUGAUGAAAAUCUUAAAAAUAACAGCAAUUCAAAACAUGUAUAAUUGAAUUUCGCUUAGAAUCGUAUUUAAUUAGCAUUGGUUCAUAAAUGCGUACAUGUAUAAAUUAAAUAAAUAUAUGUAUCCUAUCUUCCCAACUUCUCACCUACAACAGUGGCACAUUCCACUACAAUAUCACUUCUUUUUUUUUAUUAUUUUUAGGUAGAAAGUUACUCAAAAUAAUAAAAUAAUUUCUAGUAGGAAGUUGACUUUUUUUCUUUUAUUAUUUGUUCAUUUACAAUUUUUUUUUAUUAGUUUAUAAUUACUAUUUAAAAUCAAAAAUAUGAGUUGAUAUUGAAAUUAACCAAUUUAUAAGUUCAAUACUUAUCUGAUUUUUUUUUUUAAAUAUUUUAUUUAUAUUCAGAGUUUUUUUCCAGAAUUAUUUAUUUUGAAAAACCUUAUAUCCUCAAUAUCAGUUAAUGUAUAAUAUUAUCAUACUGAUAAUAAUCACUAUUAAUAUCCCAAAAAUUAGAAGUUGACAUAGGUAUUAAAGAUAUCUGUAAUCCAUAACUUCAUUUCCUAAAUCACUUACUUUCAUGAGAAAGGUCAUCAAGCUUUCAUAGCGCUUUUAUCUAUAUAGUUUUAUACUUUUCUAGUUUCUGAAUGAGGCUUAAAACAUCAGGAUUACUUGUACUCACAUAGGUAUUAAGUAAAGGAUAAGGAAAGAACUCUAAAAAAAAUAAAAACAUUUAACUUAUUAAAAUACCCAAUGGUCCAAUUCUGUAUUAUAUCUCAUUCAGAAACUGGACAAGUAUUAAAAGCUUAAAGCAUGGUUCACAUGAUCAAAUACUUGGCAGUUUUGUCAAAUAUUGGAUUACUAGAGUGAUAACAAAUUGUUAUCAUUGUUUAUCUUCAUUAUAGAAUAGUUUACACAUUUUAUACAAAGGCAUUAUCAUUUGUUGUCAUUUGUAUUUAUUACAUUUUAUUAUCUAUACAAAAUUGUAAAUAAAAUCAAAUUAGUUCUCAAUGACAUGUGAGAUAGUAAAACUAUGUAUUGCUAGUCUAAACACUGAACAGAUCAAGUGGGUACCACUAAAAAGUAAAAACUGGUGGUCAUGAAUUAGGGGCAGGAUCAGGAAUUAUUUGCGUUUGUGAAUUUGCAUUAUAUUUGACCAAUCAUCACAGAAUUUUAGCUAUGGAUAAUUUCCAAAGUUUGUCGUUCGCCAGAUAUUUUAUUGUAUGAAUCGGGUUUUAAGAAAUACAAAUAUAAGGGUAUCGUUUUUUUUGAAAUUAUGAGUAGAGUUAGAUUAUGGCCAAAAGAAAAGUAGACUUGGUCACAAUGUAAAUACACUUCUUUGAUAAGCUGAAUUUUUUUAGGAGGACAUCUCAGUCUGGGAUUUAGAUUUUUUAUGUUGGGUCUAUGUCGAGUUAAAUAAAUUACUAAGACUUAUAGAUUUCGGAGCAAAAGAUUAUGUUUUUAUACUCCUUAACAUUUAUAUCAAAAAAUUAUAUUAAAUUAACCCUUUUAUUUCCUUUGUCCAUUUAAAUAGACAUGACUUUUAAUUCACUAUUGUGGAUCAAUAUUUUAAUUAAGUAAUUGAGUAAUGAAAGGGUUAUAGGUAUUGAGUAAUAGGUAUAUUUAUAAAUUUUAUUUUACUAAUAACAUAAUAGCAUGGCAAAAUAAUCGUAGAGGAUUAUCUAGAUGAAAAUGCUCUUUUUAAAAUUUAGUUUUUGAUAAUUUGUAUUAAUUAUAUUUUUAAAGAAAAUAAUAAUUGUGGUUUGAUAUGUUUAAUUGGGUAAUGUGCACCUCAACUGAAUGUGUAGUCUACUUGAAUCUAUACUAUUUUGUGGCAUGGUGGUGUCACUCUCCCCUCGCCAUAGCCCUGUUACUAAAUGAUCAUUGUGACAUAUUAGUGAAUUUAUUAAAUUGUUAAACAAUUUAUUUCAUAAAAUAAAAAAAGAUUAGGUCUACAAAUGUGGGCUCUUUUAAUCAGUGUUUACAAUGAUAAUUAUCUACUGUAUUUAAUUAUCUUAUGAGCAGUAUAUGUUGUUGUUUUCUAAUAAUGUAUUAUUAAUUUACGAAUAAUUAUAAACAUUUAAUGCAAAAGAAGUAAUUAUAUAUAUAUAUAUUAUUUAAGAUGAACUAAUUUACAAUUUUAAUUAAUUCUUUAACAUACUCAUAUGUUUAUUUUUAGUAAGGAUAUUAUAAAAGUUUAAAGUACAUUUGAAUAGGUUUAUUAUAUAUUUUUAAUGUUAACAAAUGUUUAAAGGUCAAUAAAAGGGUAAUGUUCUAAUGAUAUGAUAGUCUUGGUAUAGUUUGGUGAAUUUAUAUUUUUACAACAUUUAAUUGGUUUCUUCUAUAUUGUAAUAUAAACUACUUUUAAAAAUUUAGUUUUGCGUUAGUCAAAGGUAAUAUUUAUUGUUUUUAAUUUGAUAAUCAUCUGUAUUCUUAUAAAUCUUAAAUAUUUAUUUGAAUAAUGCUUCAUUUAUAUUGGAAGUAUUAGUUGCUUUUAUAAAAAUAAAAUAUGAAGUUUAUAUUAAUUGUAUAGUUCAAAAGGUUUAUUUGAUAAGUAGCUGGAAAAUUAAAUAAGCUCAUGCAGUUUUCUUUUUAUUGGUUAAUAAAUUAGGUUUAUAUUCUCAUUAUAUAAUAGGUAUGAUUAAAAAUAAAUAAAAACUCAUUUUUGAUAGUAACUUAUUGAUUUUAUUUUUUAUCUAAAAAGUAUUAUAAGUUUAUAAAAAAAAGUAACACAACACCAUAUGUUUUUAUAAUUUUAUGUAUAAUAUAAAGCUAUAAAUUUAAUAUUUAUAUGCCAACAGGAAAAACAAAAAAAAAAUGUGACUGUUAAAUAAAAACAACUAGUUACACAAUAGUGUAAAAUGAAAUAAUACCUCAUACCUCAUUACUUUUCAUUAAACAUUUUUUAGAACUGUCUUCAUUCAGACAAAUAUUGGAUUUUAUAACAUUGUUAAUUGCUAUAUUACUUCAAUUAUUCAAUUUAAUUAAUUUUUGAUUUCGUUAAAAAUGGCUAACAUCUAUAGUGUAGGAAAAUCCCAUUAUUUAUUAUAUAUCCAGUUUAAUGAAGUAUAUUCACGAAUAAAAUUGUAUCUAAUUUUUGUAUGCUUAUGAUGUUUUUGUUUUAUAAUCGUACUUGCACAUAGUAAGCAAUAUAUUUAAGUAAAAUUUCAAUUUUAAAAAAAAAAAUUUUUUGUGAAUAUAAAUGUAUUAUUUCCUAUAAGUUAAAUUUUUCAACAAUAUCUGUUUCACGUGUUAUACAUGAAAUAUAACAUAUUUCCUUUUAUGUAGUUGAAGAAAUUUAACUUAUUAGAUACCUUUAGUAUAGUUUUAAUAACCUUGAUAAUUUGUCCUGAUAACAAAUAACCUUCUAGAAUAAUACAAAUAAAAUGUAUAUGUAAAUACUACGUUUAACAAUUAUAUUAAUCAAUAAUUAGAAUAGAAUAAUACAUUUUGCAAAAAAAAUGUUUUAUACAAAAAUAUUAUGCAUAAAGUAUAAUAUUAUCAACUUAAAGGUUAUAAAUUAUAAUACUUGUAGGUUACGUUAAUCAAUAAAAAAUAUUAUUUAUAGAAUAUUUACCUAUAAAUAUUAUAAUUUUACCGUUUUUACCUGUAAUUUUUUAAUGUAUUAAGUUUUUUAUGAAUAUUAUAAAUAAUAUUUCAAUAUCACUUGCAUUCUAAAUAUUAGUAAUUAAAUAAUAAUGGAUAAAAUUAUUAUAAUGAGUUCAACUAAAACAAAGUCAAAGUUAACAAACACUUUUAUCUUUAUAUAUAAUUAAAUGGUUAUUACUUUCACAAUAUUUAACAAACUCGUAAUAAAUAAGGUUUUAACUGUUUUCUUAGAUAAUUGUCCAGUUCCAUUUGGUAAUAAUUUUUGUGAAUUGUCAUAUAUUAAUUUAUAAUUCCCUAAGCUAUUUACAGCUCGUUAGUCUAAAUUGUGAAUAGUUUAUAGACUUCCUUGAAAUAAAUGCAGACUACACUCACCAAUGAUACGGGUCAUUGUUUACUUUUAGAUUUCCCAAGUCUUAACAAUUAUUCCGAUUCAGCUAUAUUUCCUAAAUUUGUGCGAAAUCUAUUUAAUAUUACCCAUUCUCUUCUGGUCAAUUGAAAACUAGGUACGACUGACUAUUCCAAGUAUCUGAAUAAGAUUUUUAUUUUCAAUAUUUUGAUUUUUCGAUCAUGAAUUCUACUAUCUAUUUUCUUUGAAAUUCUAUUAUAAUUAAAUUAAACACAAUGACUAAUCCUGAUGUUGAGCUUAAAAAUAAUUUGUUUUAAGAAUCAAAAUAAUCAAAAUGUAUUUGAAAGCGUCAAAUUAAACAGUAUUUUUGUAAAAUAUUAUCUUAAAUAUAUCUAGUAACUUCAAAUAGAUACUAUAAACUUUUGUUAGAUAAUAUUUUAUAAAAUGAUCUUUAAACGUUUUUUCACCUUUAUAUUUAGCUACAUAUUUUUUACAUUAAUAUUGAUUUAAAUAUUAUAAUUAGUUAUAUAUGGCUCAAAUUGUCUACAUUUGUCUGUCCAGUAUCAGACAAAUGGAGUCAAUGAGAUAAUUUAAUUUGUUUUCAAUAAUAUUAAUUAGUAUUAAUAUUAUGAUUUUAGUAUGGAAGGGAAAACCUAGAAAAACAAUCAAAAAAUAAAAUUAAAAGAAUUGAAGAAACUGAUAGUGAAGAAACAGAUGAUGUUGAUGAACUUGAUUUGGUGACUGAAAUUGGUAUUAAUUCAUCUGGUGAAUUUCCAACAUCUCCGAUACCAGUAGAGACAAAUGGAUCUCUCACUCGGAGUAAUUCAGCUCAUAGUUUAUCUAAUGGAUAUAUUGACAAAAAAAUACAAAAUGGAGCGCCGCCAUUAAUAAGUAGACAAGAUUUAAUAUUAGUUCCAGAUCCAGAUCAAAAUUAUAGUGGCAAUAAUAAUAUUAAAACUGAAGGAGUGAGUUAAAAAAUUAAAAAAAAAAAACUUUUACUGUUAUUAUAAUUUUACUUUGUAUACUAAAUAUUACUUCCAUGAUAUUAAUGACUAUAUACAGGAUGAUUCACUAAGCAUGUUCACCUCAUUUUUUUAGUCUCACAUUUAUUCAAAUUCUGAUUUUUGGAAUUUAUAAGUGUAGUCGAUAUUUUCAAAUAAUUGGAUUUUUUAUAACAUUUAAGGGGUAUCCUGUGGCAAUAUCAACAUUGGUUUUUCAAAUAAGAAUUCAUUUUAAAAAUUCUAUAAAUAAAUGGAGUAUUAGUUAAUCAAUUUUGCUGUUGAAAUUUUUGAUUUCCAACUAUCUGUUAAUGAAGUAUUCUACUUUUAAGUUUAAUCAUGGGGACACGUGCUGUUUCACUACAUACAUGAUACUUUACUAUUUUGCCUUACCUAAUGUAGUUUAAUAGUAAAGAUUUUUGUACAAAAAAUUAAAUAUACUUAUAUAUAACAGCUAUAAAGAUAAAAAAGUAGAACAUUUAUUUAGACACAUAUUUUUAAGACUGAGACAAAUUUACUAUAUACCAUAGGCAUAUGGAAUUAUAUAAUUCCUUAUUAAUUUUAUUGACAUAUUUCUUUACAAAAUAAUUAUAGGGUAAACAAAUAUUACAAAGAACACGUUCAUUCAACACAUUAAAACGUGAGUUUGAACUUGCUGAUGUACUUGAUUAUGUAAAAACUGGUGUUGAAGCUAUAAUAGAAGAUCAGGUUACUUCAAGAUUUGAAGCCGAAGAACUAAAGGUAGUGAAGUUUAUUGUAAAUAAUGUAUUAAAAUUAUUUUGUUUAUUUUAUGAAAAUUAUUUUAUUUUAAUUUUUUUUUUAAAUCAAAUUUAAGCUUUUUUAAAAAUGUAUGUAUUACUAUUUAGUCAUGGAACUUGUUGACGAGGACUAAUAGACAUUAUGAGUUUAUCAAUUGGAAAAUAACUGUCAUUUGGAUUAUUGGAUUUAUUGUAAGAUAUACAUUUUUAUUGCCAUUGCGUGUGUUGAUUUGUUUUUUUGGAGUAAGUUUUUUUUUAAAUUAAUUAAUCUUUACUCUAAAGAAUGCCAGUAUUACUUGUUUAUUGAUUUAAUUAUACUUUCACAUUUCAUUAUUGGUUCUAAAUAGUUUAAAGAAGUAUGUGUUGAAAAACUAGACUAGUUCUUUUACGUAGCAAACCUUUCAUGCUGAACUUGUGUUUUUUUCUUUUUUUACUAUUUAUCUUAACAUAUUGAUGGAUCCAUCAAUUGGACAUUUUAUUUUAUUUUUCAAAAUUGUCCAAUAAAUAUCAGUUUCAUUAUUGCUAUAACUUUUGACAAAAUAAAAUGAAAAAUAUGUGUGUAAACAAGUUAAAAAAUAGUGUACAUUGGUCUUUUGAAAUGAAUUGGGUCAGAACAACAUAUUCUUUUGUUUGAUAUUGAAAAUAUCACUGCUUUAGCAGUGAUAUUUAUAUGUAAAACUCCUCACAUCAAAUUGCAACAUUAUUGCUAUAGCAGUUUUAUUAGUCUACUGUCCAUCAACGUGUUAAAUAAGUUAGUAAAUGAUGUUAAAUAUUAUUAAUAAGGAAGGUAUAUAACAAUUUAAUAUUUUUAUAACACUGAUUAGAUUAUUUUGUAAUUUGAAUGAAAUUUAAACUAAAUUUAAAAAUAAGUAAUAUUGGAAAUUAUUAUGUUAUUUAAUACAAAAUUGUAAUAUUAAUAACAUUUGUAGGAAUAUUUUUUUAUUUCUUAAAAUAUUCAAUCUACAGGUUAUGUUAUUUAGUUUAAGAAUGUGUAUUAUUUGGUUGACCGUAAAAGAUAAAUUAAUACAGAAGUCUUUGAUAAAUGAUAUUUCUCGCUACAUUUUUGUAUUAUUUCAAUAUGCGAUGACAAUGGUAAUAAAUGUUCAUAACCCACAAUGGAUUCCAAGACAUAAUGGAAUCUGUGUGGCGAACCAUACAUCACCAAUUGAUAUUCCCAUUCUAUUUGCUCACAAUUAUUAUAUUUUGGUAAUUAGUCAAGUAUAAUGUUUUACCUAUUUGACAAAAUAACUUCUAAAUUGAUUAAAGGUUAAUAUUUUAAAUUAUUCUGCACAGCACAAUACAAAUUCAUUCAUCAAAAACAAAAAGUCAAAAGGGAAUCAGCCUCAAUUUAUAAUGCCAUUUUUAUCUAUUAGAAGCAUUCUGUUUUAAUAAUUUUUUUUAGACUAUUAUUACAUCACUUUUUCAAUAUUAAAGGUACAAUUAAAUGUUUUACUGAAUGGUAGGUGGGGAAACAAUACAAGUGCUAUGUGAUUAAAAUGAGUCAUUGAGGGUAAAAAGGAAAUUGAUAUAAUAUUUUUAAGGCAAAUAUAAAGGUCUUUAUAAAUUGAUUGGAUAAAAAGUAUAAAAUAAAAAGGGAAGUAGCAGAAAUGCAAAUGUUAUUGCUGAUGAAACUAUAUGUUGGAUACGAUCAGGAAUAAACAUAUAAUAGACUGUCUAGGAGUAAUGUGUAUUGUAGAACAGUUAUAAUAGAAUAGAUGAAAAACUAUGAGAUAAUCAAGAAUAAAGAUGAGAUAAGUGUUAUCGGAAAAAGUAGACUAAAGAAAAAAUGUCUAGAGGUUAUAAGAGAUAUGUAAGGGAAUGUGUAGUAAAUGAAGAAAUGAUGAUAUACAAGAAUAAAUGUGUAGAGUGGUAGCUAUCUCUGGAAUAACUGAAGAAAACAAGAACAUUUGUAUGGUCUGUGUGUAUUAAAUAUGAUUCACUAUUUUAAACAACAAAAUUGUUUAACUAAAAUUAUAUAUUUUUUUUUUCAAUAGUUUAAAAAUACCUUUAGCUAAUGCCCUUUUGACAUACCAGACCACUACAAGUACACUAUAAGUUACUGUUGAUUUAACUUCCAUGUUAUUUAUUUAACUAAGUGCAUGUAUAAAUAUAAUACAAAUUAAACAAUGGUUUCAUGGUAAAAUAUUAUUUUUUAAAAAUUCAUAACUAAAAACUAUUUAUAUCUAAUUUAACAGUUUUGAGUUGAACUAUAUUUCAUUUUGUAUCCUGUACAAAUCGUUUUUGUGUAUUAAAUAGUUAGGUAUAAAUUAAAAAAUUUGUUAAUUUUACAAAUUUCGAGUCUAGUUAAUAUGUAUUUAUCUUGUCUAGUAUUAACAAAUUUAAAUGCUCAAAGACUUGUAUUAAUUUUUAUCACAGAUUUCCUAUAUUUUUACUUUUUAGUUAAGUUUAAAGUUACAAACUUAAAUAAACAGAAUUAAAUUUCAAAUGUUAUGAAUGAUUUCCAUUUUCAUUUAAAACAGCAAAACAAAUUGUAACUAUUUAUAUUAAAUAUUAUUAAUUCAAAUCUUAAUAACAUAGUAUAAUAGUAUUAAGUAUAUCCAUCAACAUUUUAAAAAUGUAUAGGUAUUCAAAUAACAAAUGUAAACCAUGCAAAAUCUAAGUAGACCACUUUGUUAUCACGAUUACAGUUUUACAUGUACAGAUAGGUUAGUGUUAUGGUGACCUCAAACUUAAGAGUACCAAUUGCAUUAUCUUAUUUAUUAUCUGCAAGAGGUCUCCAGAACUAUAAGGUUUUUUUUAAUGUAGUGUGUACCAAAUUAGAGAUAAAUGUAUACAUUUAACUAUUUAUAUAAAUCAAUGGUCAUUUGUUUAUUACUACCAUUCAUAAAUUUAUAAAUUAUUAUAUUAUUUAUUUAUAAAUAUAUGAAUUCUUCAAUUUUAUCAUUCUUUUAUGUACACAUUUCUCAAGAGCCUGAUUUUUAAAUAUACUCUAUUAUGAGUCUAUAUUAUUCUCUUUUAUAUUUCAACAAUGUGUAUUAUACUAAUAUACAUUGUUAUAAUAAAAACUGUAUGAAUAUAUUUUUGUAGAACAAAAUAAUAUGAUAUUUAAGGAAAUAUGAUUACACUCAUAAAGAUAUUUAAUUUUAAAAAUAACUAAUCAAGUUAUAGUAAAUGUUUUUAAUUGUAAUUUACCUCAUUUAUAUUUAUUAUUAAAAUAAUGAAUUAAAUGAUAAAUAAUAUUUAAUUUUUAAAUGAAAUUAAUGUACAAAAAUUAAAGAUAAAUGUAAUUUUCUUUAUUUAUAUACAGAUAAACUGAAGGAAAUCUGGUUUUUUUCCUAUGAUAUCGCAUAGUUAAUUAUUAUGAAAUAUCAGAAAUCUAAUUUCUUUUCAAAUUUUUCAAUACAAUUUUUGUUAUUGCAAUAUGAUAUCAUAAAUGUUUUAUGUGAAUAGGUUAUGUGGCUGUGGACAUGUACAUUAAUAGUUGGUUUUGUACCUGAUAGUUUUGGUAAACGUUGGCUCAACCAAAAUGUAUCCAUUAUGUGUUUUCAAGUUUUAUCUGCUUCACUAUCUUCAGUCAUCACUUACCAUAAUCGUGAAAACUUACCUGAGCGAGGCAUUUGUGUUGCCAAUCAUACAUCUCCUAUUGAUGUACUAGUAUUGGCAUGCGAUAAUCCUUAUGCUCUGGUAUGACACAAAAUGCACUAUCAUUAUCAUCAUAAUGCAAAAACUAAAAAAAAAAAAUAGUUUAUCCAAAACUAGAUUAAUUAAGAAACACCUUUUAAAAACAUUACACAUUCUAUUAUAUAAUUAUACAUUUAAUAAUCCCCCUCUUCUUUAAAUAUAUUUCAAGCUAAUAUACUAACUCAAUUAAGGUUGUCUAUACAAAUAUGUUAAAACCAAAUUUAUUAUUAAUUUUCUAUUUCAAUUUUCUACACACAUUUUUAAUUUAUUAGCAUGUAUUUUGGAUAAACUAUGAUAAUCAUCUUUUUUAAACGUAAGUAGUAUUAAUUAAUUAAUUAUUUUAUAUUUGUAUUAGAUUGGUCAGCGACAUGGUGGAUUUUUAGGAAUCCUCCAAAGAGCAUUAGCUAGAGCUUCUCCUCAUUUAUGGUUUGAACGAUCUGAAGCCAAAGACAGAGAAAUUGUUGCAAUGAGGUAAUUAUAUAUUUAAUUAUUAUUGUUAGGUUAAAAUUUAAACACUCGAAUAUUAACUGAGAUAAAUGUGUAUCUUAGAAAAAUCUUCUUAUAAUUAUUUUAUUAAGUAUUUUAAUAUAGUUCUGGGUUAAAAUGUCAAAUUAACAUUUGAACUUGAAGAAAAACAGGAAAUUGUAAAAUUAAGUAUACUUUAUGAACUAUUACUUAUUACAAAGUAUACUAUUUUAUUCAUAUGUGUAUAGCUAAUUAUAAUUAAAUCACAUUUUAUAUUUUCAGGCUUAGGGAACAUGUAUCAAAUCCAAAGAACCCUCCAAUACUCGUAUUUCCGGAAGGAACAUGUAUCAACAACACAUCAGUUAUGCAAUUUAAAAAGGGAAGUUUUGAAGUUGGCAGUGUCAUUUAUCCUGUUGCUAUUAAGGUUAAUUAAUAAUUGAAAUUCAAAUAUAAGCAAUAAUAAAUUGAAAUUGCAAUGGUUAUGCUGUUUUAGUAUGAUCCAAGGUUUGGAGACGCGUUUUGGAAUAGUAGUAAAUAUUCAAUGUUACAACACUUAUAUUUAAUGAUGACUUCUUGGGCAAUUGUUUGUGAUGUAUGGUACUUACCUCCAAUGUACCAAAAUGAAAAUGAAUCUGGUGCUGACUUUGCAAAUAGAGUAAAACGAGUGAUCGCAGAUCAAGGUGGUCUUGUAGAUCUAGUAUGGUGAGAUAAAUUAUAUUGUAUAGGAAUAGUAUAAUUUAAUUUUUUUUUUUAAGUAUUUAUGGGUAAAUUAAUUAUCUAUGUAUUAAGAAAACAGUUUUGUCUUACUUUAAUUAUUGUAAGUAUUCUUAGUUUUUAAGUUAAUAUUGUACAAAAUGUACUAUAGAUUUGAAGUACUAACAUACUAUUUUCUUUUUAAUGGUUUUCAUAAUACUCACAAUUAGAAAGUGGAUUUGUAUUCUCAUAUGAUCCACAAAAAGGCACUUUAAAACGUCAUAAACUGCCUGAAAAACAGCAGUUACAAAAUUUUAAAAAAAAGCAAAAAUGAUCCCUUUAAAUGGAUUUUACUUAUAAAAUAACAUUUUCUAACACCACACAAAUUUAUUUAUUUUGCAUAAGACAACCACACAAAUGAUUAAUAAAAAGUAAUUCUUUUUAAUAAUACGUACAAUUUUAUUUAAAAGAAAUUAUUCUGUGUGAAUAAUUUUAGUAGUGUUAGGAAAUUAAAUUUAAUAAGUUAAAUCCUCUUAAAGAGGGACUUUUGAACUCCUCUAUCAUUUUUGCUUUUUUAAAUAUUUGUGAGUACUUUCAGGGAUUUUUUGAUGUUUAAAAACAUCUUUUCGUGGAUUAUAAGAGAAUAUAAAUCCGCUCUUUACUCAUAAUGUUUCCACUUUAUUAUUGUGGCUCAUGUUUAGCUUUAUACAAGCCAACAAAUUUAUGUUCAUUCAGCAGAGUAGCCUUUAGGAAAAAUUGUAUUUUUUGGCUUAUUAGGCAAGAACACAACAAAACCAGUACUACCAAAAAACCUCGUCAUACAUUUCAUUAAACUGUAUGUAUGUUGUUCUCCAAAGAAAAUAAUUCCGGUUUGCUUUCAAAAAGUAUACUUAUAACAAAUAUGUAACAUUCUUAGAUUCCGAGAAGCAGGAAAAAAUGGUUUUUUUUUUUUAUAAUGUUUACUAAUUUGUAUACUCUUGUUAUGCCUAACUUAUAAAUAUCAUAAUACAGAGUGAUUUUUUUUUUAUCAUGAACUAACAAUUAUCGCUGAGGAUUUUAAGUGAAGUUGAUUUCUGUUUUUUUUUUUUUUAAUUAUAAUGAAAUCAUUUAAGUUUUAUUUUAAAAUUUAUUCAUUUAAAAUUAUUAUUCUUACUCCAUUACCUUAACUAAGUUUAUGCUUGUUUUUCGAAUAGGAACCCUCUUUUUGAACAUAAAUUCGAAUAGAGUAUAUUUUUCUAGAAAUGUUGAUAUGCAUAACACUAACAUCAGAUUUAUAUUUAUGAGAUAACCGUUUAGUUUAGACCGAAAGAUAAGGAAAAUAUUAUUAAUGUAUUAUUUAAAAAUAGAUAUGUGAUUUACGACCCUAUCAUUGUUCCUAUUUGAUAAACCAAAUUAUAUACUUAUUUAAGUGUAUAAAGUAGGGCUAAAUAUUAAAAAGUUUUAAAAUAAAGUUUAACUGAUAAAUAAUUAGAAAAUAAAAAAACGGGAAUCAAAUUCAUUUAAAAUCUCCGAGAAAAUUAUUGAUUUAUGAUUAAAAAAAAAUUCACUAUGUGUCACAUUUUGAUUUUAGUUUAUAGAAGAUAAUUUUAAAAGCUCUGUGUUUAAGUAAUAAUAUGAUCUUAAACAUAUUUACAACAUAUAGUUAAAAAUAGUUAAAUGAAAAAAUGAGUUAUAUUGAAACAUAUUAAUAUUUUUUUGUAGGGAUGGUCAACUGAAACGUUAUAAACCAAAAAAAGAAUGGAAAGAAAGACAACAGGAAGAAUUCAGUAAACGACUUAAAGUUGAAUAGCACAAAUUCAUAUCAUUUUUGUUUAAUACAUAUUGGUCAGAUACAACGAAGAUCGGGAUUGCUUAAACAUAUGUUAUGACAAAAAUGUAAUAACCAAUCCACAUGAACAAAACCUAGUCGUAUAUUUAAUCACCAAAUUUUAUUUAAAAUAUAUUAUUUAGAUUUAAAUAAUUAGAUAUUAACUAAAUGAUGGAAUAUUUUUGUGAACCACAAAAUUAAUUUUGGUGGCAGUUGUUAAAUGUGGAUUAUGCCUGUGAUCUAAAGUCUUUGAGUAAGAUUUAUUAUUAUUAUUAUUAUUAAAAAUGUUUAAAAUUUGGACGUUAUUUAUAUUUCAAUGUUAAUUAUUCUUGUAGCUUCCAUUUUUAUUUCCAAUUGCAGUGUUUGUGUAAUAUCUCUAUAAAAUAUCCAACUUACAUUUUUAUAGAUAUUUAUUUUAUUACAUGAAUAGUUUAGUCAGUUCCUUAUUAGUUUGUCCUUAUCAUGAUUAUCUUAUUUAUAAUUAUAGUCCUUAUAAAUCAUAAAAUUAUCUAAAGAAAUCAGUGAGAAAGAAAGUGCCGCGUUAAUUUUUAUUUUUAUUAAUUUUAAUAGUUACAUAUUUGUUACAAUUGUGUAUGCUGUUUUUUACUUUUCAUUAUGAUUUUCCUGAAAUCUGAAAUAUUAUAUUUGUUUUGUAGAUAACAUUUUUUUUUUUAAAUCCACCUCAAAAUUACACUUACAGAUAAUAAAUAUAUAAAAAGAAUUUUAGUAUUUAUAUUUUAUACGUCCAUAUGUUUACCAUUUUAUUUUAAGGUUCAUUUUGGUUAUGAUAGUACUUAAUAAUAAUACAAUUCUGUAAUAAUUUUCUUACUUGAUUUGGUUAGUUAAUUUGAGCAUAUUUAUCAAUAUAAUUUUUUUUUAUUUUUAUUAUUUAUCUUUUUUUUUUAUGGAAAUUGGGUUGUUAAAAAGUUAAGACUAUAUAAAAUAAAUAUUAAUUCUGUAUGUGUCAAAUGUAAUUUAACUUACAAAAUUAAGUAAUACAUCUAUAUUUAUUAACAAUUACUAUAUGUUAUGAUUACUCAGAGGGUUUCAAUAAUAAUUAACAUAUUCAUUGAUUACCUGUAAUAGUGUUCCAGUUAGAAUUAUUUCCAAAUUAUAAAAGAUUUUUAAUAAUAUAUAUAUAAUAUAAAAUAUUGAUAGUUUAAAUGAGUGUGUAACUAAAUUAUUUCACUACAUACAUUUAAAGUAAAAUAGUUACGUUUAAGAAAUUAUUAAUUUUUAAUGUUUUUAUUUUUUUAUAUAUAUAAAAUUAAAUGUGUAUAGUGAGUAAUAAUUACGAUUAUGUGUACAAUUUAUUUACCACUUGACACUACAGAAUUAUUUCAUUGAGACUGGUUCUUAAAAGAAAUAUUUGUUUUAUUAAAGGCAAUAAUAAAUAUUUUGUGUAUGCAUAAAAUUAUAAAAUGUACAGUAUAGCAAAUUGAUUGCACCAACCAUUAUAAAAUAAUAUAUUUUGUUGCCAAUAAAUUAUGUUAAUAAAACAUCUUAUUUGUAUAUAUUAUUGUAAUAUAAAUUAAUUUCAAAGAUUUUUUAAUAAUGAUGGUUUUUUCUUUUUGACAUUAAUUGACUCUCGAUUAAUUUCUAUUUGAGUUGAACUUGAAGUUUGGUCUACAUAUUUUUUCUUUUUGGAAAUUUCUUUGUUUUCUUCUACCUUAUUGACAGGUUUGUUAUUUAAUAGUUCACGUACAUUAAGACAUCUUAAAAUUAAAAUAUAUUAGACUUCACAUAAAAAAAUUACUCUAAUUUCAUUACCUAUGUUCGAAAGGUUCAAGGAGAGGAGAUGAAUAUAACUCGAACAAACUGGGGCUGUCAUCACUUAAAUCUGUAUGUUUUUGAAAUGUGUUUAUUAAAAAUUUAUCUUUAUCAAAAGUUUCAGUCUGAAUAUUUCC